Messenger RNA from Ectocarpus sp. CCAP 1310/34, 1882 nucleotides. NCBI's taxonomy places the organism in Eukaryota, Phaeophyceae, Ectocarpales, Ectocarpaceae. The record is from the annotation of a GenBank genome assembly.
UGCCAACGCUGGGCGUGCCCGACUCCGCUCAACAAGCUUGCAUUUUGAGUUAUGGCCACAGGACGAAGACAGAUUGAAAUCUUUGUGAGGAACGCCCAAGACGAGUACAUUACGACGGUGACGCUGCACUCUAGUGGGGGAGACGGGCACUCGUCCUCAUCGUCAUCUUCUCCUGCCGCCUCGGAUGCACUGCCGUUGCGAUGCGUGGUGGAGGACUACACCCGGGAUGCCUCGGUGAUGGGAACGAGGGCAGGCGGAGCGGUGACGCUGGUCGCGGUGCGGAAUGCGGACAAACUCAAGUCCUUUCGAUCGUAUCUGGCAGGGCGAAAGAAGGCGGGCGUCGUCAAGCUGCCGGGGGGUGGGCGCCUCGUGCUGCUCCCGACAGCAGCAGACCCCCGCGAUGUUUCGGGUGAGAGCAUCGUCGGGUUGAUACAACAACAACAACGUGGCGGUGCAGCCGUCCUAGCCAGGUCUCCUGUUGCCGCGGCACCCCCGCUGGCGCCGCCGCAGCAACCUUGUUCUUUGGCAUACAGCAAUAGCUCGAAUACGCCAGCGCCCUCGCCGCCACCGCCUGCAUCGAGUAGUAGAAACAACAUUAGUAAUAGUGGGGGUGGCGGUGCUAGUGGUGGCGGCGGCAGCGGCGGCAGCGGCGGCGGCGAAGAAAAGGAGCCGGCAGCAUCGCUCGGAGGGUUCCUGGGGUCACUGAUGGGCAGCAUGGACCAGACUCACAAAAGCGUGGCCGGCACGGCAGCGGUGGACAGAGCGAACCGGGCGCAAGAUCAGGCAAUCAAGCAGCGCGUUUCAAACUUCGAAGCGGAAGUGCGAGAGAAAAUAGCGGUGUUUUCGACGAACCCCGAAGCCAUCUCUCACACGUUCCCCCACGUCGAGAAGAGCCUUCGAUCAAUCCAGCACAGUCUUGCCGAAGACUUUGAUGGCAUCACCACGAGAACGGAGGGAGAGUUGGACGACAGACGUGUGGUGUUGUACAAGCUGGGUUACGAGCCGCCAGAGGAGGAGGUCCAGGUGGACACGCAGGUCCACCUUGGUCUGGCGAGAAAUACCUUGUCGUCGGCCUCCUCGGCGAGCGCAGCACCCAUGCCCGCGCUCGGCGGUAGCGCCGGCGGCGGGACCAGCGCGGGCGGAGGCGGCGACGUCGGCAGUGCGGACUUGGUGCGGAUCGGGACGGUCGUGAAGGACCGGCGGACGGUGCAGGACAUCGAGGAAGAAUCGAGAAAACGGCGCCGUCGCUGUUGAAUGAUUUUUGUUUUUGCACCAUCCAUUUUUUUGAUGCGGGGUUGGCAUCGUACCUCGCGGUUGAAUCAAAUCAAUGUGCAAUCGGUGCUGUUUUUCGUCGGGGUUCGAAAAUUGGUAUGUGUAGAUUGGUGCAGUGUUUCUUGAUGGGGGUACCGCUAGGUGCUUUUGGCGCGGCUAGAGAGAAUGUUUCGGAACGAUUUUACCGUCUGCGGGGUAUCAUUGAGUGGGAGAAACGGUAGAAAAUGUGGUGGCCACAGCGUCUAGUAAAGGUCACGAACACGAACUUGAGAUUGUCACCUGUGUCAUGUUGAGGAGGGGGGGUAGAGGUGGGACUGCGGGCGUGUUUUUUUUUCUUGUGGCUGCCCUAGGGAUUGGGAUCGGUGCACUAAUAUUGAAGAUGCGCUACACGGUGGAUAGACACGAGUUCCGAGCUGGGGCAACAGGUUGGCUGGUUCCCCCUCCCCCGAACGGCUGUAAGACUGGACUGGCUGAGAGCCACGACGUUCGUAGGUUCCGUAGCUUCUUCCGAGAAGAAGGUUAUAGAGCGUUUUACUACAUUUUUGAGGGGACCCGUCAAGAAGACGUGGCCGAAUCCAGGCGGCACACUCACAUCCAAACAACCAAAGGG